AUGGCCUCAUCCAGCAAACCACCCCUAGACGAUACCCGUCGUACGACGGGAUCGCCAAAGAUGAAGACUCGGGGUUGCGCAUUCAACCAUGACCCUCUGAAAGUGAAUACUGCAAACCAAGCAGACAACAAGAAACGAUUCAACGUGGACUCACCAAGCUUCACUCCAUCCAUCCUGUCCAGCAAUGGAACUCCUGUACCCAAAAAGUCAACCACUAUUUCUCCGAAGGCUGCUAGUGCAGCACCAUUUCAGCCUCGUGUCUCGGUGGCAUCGCGGUCCAAUACGAGUACUCCGACGGGACGAACAGAAUUGGGGAGUGCCGACUGGACGGUAGCUGAUGUCCAAGAGUUUGUUCCUCAAGGAUUUGACGGGGCUCAUGUGAGUGCCCUUCAGGGGAAUGGAAAUGGUAUUCAUACCUCGGCGUCCUUCGAUCCAUUCGUGACGACCUCGACUCCUCUAUCCGCCACCGGAGGUGUCGGCUCAGUCUCGACCAACCCUUACACCCACGACCCCACUGGUGCACUCACAGGCGGUGCCUUCUUCGCAAACGGGGGAGGGUUCCAGCAGCCAGUCCAAUACCACCUUUAUGCUCCUAUCGGUCCUCAUAACCAGAACACCUUGGCCUACCAGCGCAACGUCCAUGAUCUUUUCCUCGCCAACGAUUUCCGUGAAGAACUGCAAAAGAAGUCCGCAGCUACUCUGCAAACACUCCCGAAUACGACGCUUCCUGCUCAGGUUGACUAUUUUCACUCUCUCGUGCCGCUGGAUCUAAGCCAUCAAAAGAAUGCCGCGACCUUUGGAUACCCCAGCUGGGUAUACAAAGCCCAGUCCAGCAAAGACGGCAACUUCUACGCUCUGCGAAGACUUGAAGGCUUCCGCUUGACCAACGAGAAAGCGAUUCGGUCUGUCCAAGCGUGGAAGCGUGUCUGUAGUGGCAGUAUCGUCACUAUUCACGAUGCCUUCACCAGUCGCAGCUUCCAGGACAGUUCUCUGAUCUUUGUGACGGAUUACCACCCUCUGUCCAAGACGCUCGCAGAGCAACAUUUGGGUGCUGGCAACCGCUUUCAAGGUCGCCAGAAUAACACCCAUAUUCCCGAGCAAAUACUGUGGGGUUAUAUGACGCAAAUAGCCAAUGCACUCAAGACUCUCCACUCGAACAGCCUUGCGGCUCGCGUUCUGGAAGCUAGCAAGGUGUUAUUGACGGGAAAGAAUAGGAUCCGCUUAAAUGGCUGCGCUAUCCUCGAUGUGGUGCAAUUUGAUUCCCAGCGAACAGUGGCAGAUCUUCAAAGACAAGAUCUCGUCAACUUUGGCCAGCUAAUGGUCACGUUGGGUGCCAACUCACCUAAUGUGAUGCACAACCCAACAAAGGCGAUGGAGCAUUUUACUCGAGCAUACAGCCCUCAAUUGAAGAACUCUGUGUUUUGGCUGUUGAAUGGACUGCAGAAGGACCAGGAUCGGACCAUCGACGUGUUCAUCACCGGGAUAUCCUCCCAAUUGAUGUCCACCUUUGACUCGGCGCUUCAUUUGGAUGACCAGCUCACGUCGGACCUGAGCCGUGAAUUGGAGAAUGGCCGCUUGGUGCGUCUCAUGACCAAGUUGAAUUUUAUCAAUGAGCGUCCGGAAUAUGAACACGACCGACAAUGGGCCGAGACGGGUGAGCGUUACUUCUUGAAGAUCUUCCGAGACUACGUGUUUCACCAGGUGGACAACUCUGGAGAUGCUGUUGUUGAUUUGGGCCAUGUCCUGUCGUGUCUCAAUAAGCUCGACGCCGGGUCGGACGAGAAGAUCACCCUCAUCAGCCGGGAUGAACAGAGCUGCUUCAUCGUCAGCUACAAGGAAGUUAAAAAGGCCCUGGAGUCCUCCUUCCAAGCUUUGAUGAAGCCAACCAGAAGAGCUCACUAG
Messenger RNA from Penicillium oxalicum, 1902 nucleotides. Its product is annotated as PAN-complex poly(A)-binding subunit PAN3. NCBI's taxonomy places the organism in Eukaryota, Fungi, Ascomycota, Eurotiomycetes, Eurotiales, Aspergillaceae. The coding region runs from base 1 to 1902 and encodes 633 amino acids. Gene Ontology annotation, cellular component: P-body; PAN complex. Gene Ontology annotation, molecular function: poly(A) binding; ATP binding; protein kinase activity. The transcript is spliced from 8 exons. The record is from RefSeq and is a predicted model, not a curated record. Gene Ontology annotation, biological process: mRNA processing; nuclear-transcribed mRNA poly(A) tail shortening; protein phosphorylation.